UUGAAUACACUGCUUUGAGCUCCAACUUUACACAUUGCUGAGAUAAUUUCACUACUGAAGUUCGCAAACUAAACACACCAUAAGAUACACAGGAAAAAACACUCUGCGUUCCGCGGGGUGCGCCUCCCUGCCGAUUGCUUUGUCAGUCCUGAAGCAUUCAUUUCUAACCCGGGUUCCUAAAUUUGGGCCCCGGAGAUGAGGUAGCCCUGGUCAGGACGCACCCUGAGUUCGUCCUCCUUUAGCGCCUCGGUCGGAGAUAACCCAAGCCUGCCGGUUCCUUGGCCCCACGCGCCCUCGCUGCCUCUGCCCAGCUCCACUUUCACUUUCGGUCGGAGAGCGAGGUUGGCGGCCGAGGUGAAGGUAAUUUGAGCAAGGAGAUGGUGUCUCUGCCCCUCAAAUGCCCACUUACAAGCAUGCCCUCUCUAUUUUCCUUACUGUUGACAUUUUUAGCUGUGUCAUCUUUCUCUUGGUGUCAGAGCAGUGAUACAGCAUCUCCAAAAGCAAGUAAUGGGGCCCCAUUCCCUUGGAAUAACAUGAGACUUCCUGAGCAUAUCAUUCCAAUUCAUUAUGAUCUCAUGAUCCAUGCAAACCUUAGCACUCUGACCUUCUGGGGAACAACAGAGGUAGAAAUCAGAGCCAGUCAGCCCACCAGCACCAUUAUCAUGCAUAGUCACCAGCUGAGAAUCUCUAAGGCCACCCUCAAGAGAGGAGCUGAAGAUAGGCUGUCUGAAGAACCACUGAGAGUCCUGGAGUACCCAGCCCACGAGCAAGUUGCACUGCUGGCUUCCCAACCACUCCUUGCUGGACCCCUGUACACAGUUAUCAUCAACUAUGCUGCGAACCUUUCUGAGAGCUUCCAUGGAUUUUAUAAAAGCACCUACAGAACCCAGGAAGGAGAAAUGAGAAUACUUGCAUCAACACAGUUUGAGCCCACAGCUGCUAGAAUGGCGUUUCCCUGCUUUGAUGAGCCUGCACUCAAAGCAAGUUUCUCCAUCAAGAUUAGGAGGGAACCAAAGCACUUGGCCAUCUCCAAUAUGCCCUUGGUGAAAUCUGUGAACAUUGCUGAAGGACUCAUAGAAGAUCACUUUGACGUCACCGUGAAGAUGAGCACCUACUUGGUGGCCUUCAUUAUUUCCGAUUUUAAGUCUGUGAGCAAGAUGACCAAGAGUGGAGUCAAGGUCUCUGUGUAUGCUGUGCCAGACAAGAUAAAUCAAGCAGAUUAUGCUCUGGAUGCUGCAGUGACUCUUCUAGAAUUUUAUGAGGAUUAUUUCAGCAUUCCAUAUCCUUUACCCAAGCAAGAUCUUGCUGCAAUUCCUGACUUUCAGUCUGGUGCUAUGGAAAACUGGGGUCUGACCACAUACAGAGAAUCCUCUCUUUUGUAUGAUAAGGAAAAGUCAUCUGCAUCCAGUAAGCUUGGCAUCACAAUGACUGUGUCCCAUGAACUGGCUCACCAGUGGUUCGGGAAUCUGGUCACCAUGGAAUGGUGGAAUGACCUUUGGCUCAAUGAAGGAUUUGCCAAGUUUAUGGAGUUUGUGUCUGUCACUGUGACCCAUCCUGAACUAAAAGUUGAAGAACAUUUCUUUGGCAAGUGUUUCAGCGCAAUGGAAGUCGAUGCAUUCAACUCCUCGCACCCUGUGUCCACACCUGUGGAGAACCCUGAACAGAUUCGGGAAAUGUUUGAUGAUGUUUCUUAUGAAAAGGGGGCUUGUAUUUUGAAUAUGCUAAGAGAUUAUCUGAGUGCAGAUACAUUUAAAAGAGGAAUUGUGCAGUAUCUCCAAAAGUAUAGUUAUAAAAACACGAAAAACGAGGACCUUUGGAAUAGCAUGGCGAGUAUUUGUCACACAGAUGGUACCCAAACAAUGGAUGGCUUUUGCUCUAGAAGCAAACACUCUUCAUCAACCUCACACUGGCAUCAGGAGGGCAUAGAUGUGAAAACCAUGAUGAACACAUGGACACUGCAGAAGGGCUUUCCCCUGAUAACCAUCAGUGUAAGAGGGCGCAAUGUGCACAUGAAGCAAGAACACUAUAUGAAGGGUUCAGAAAGCAUCCAAGAGACUGGGUACCUGUGGCACGUUCCCCUGACAUUUAUUACGAGUAGAUCAGACACAGUCCAGAGGUUUUUGCUAAAGACGAAGACAGAUGUUCUCAUCCUCCCAGAAGCAGUGGAGUGGAUCAAAUUUAAUGUGGGAAUGAAUGGCUAUUACAUUGUGCAUUAUGAGGAUGAUGGAUGGGAUUCUUUGAAUGGCCUUUUAAAAGAAGCACAUACAGCAAUCAGCAGUAAUGACCGGGCAAGUCUCAUCAACAACGCAUUUCAGCUUGUCAGCAUUGGAAAGUUAUCAGUUGAAAAAGCCCUGGAUUUAACCCUAUACUUGAAAAAUGAAACAGAAAUUAUGCCUGUAUUCCAAGGUUUGAAUGAACUGAUACCUAUGUAUAAGUUAAUGGAGAAAAGAGAUAUGAAUGAAGUGGAAACUCAAUUCAAGGCCUUCCUCAUCAGGCUGCUGAAGGACCUUAUUGAUAAGCAGAUGUGGUCAGAUGGGGGCUCUGUCUCAGAGAGGAUGCUCAGGAGCCAGCUCCUCCUCCUCGCAUGUGUACGGAAGUAUCAGCCCUGUGUGCAGAAGGCAGAGGGCUAUUUCAGAGAGUGGAAGGCAUCCAAUGGAAACUUGAGCCUCCCUAUUGAUGUGACCUUGGCAGUGUUUGCUGUGGGGGCCCAGAGCACAGAAGGAUGGGAUUUUCUUUAUAGUAAAUAUCAGUCAUCUCUGUCUAGUACUGAAAAAAGCCAAAUUGAAUUUGCCCUCUGCACAAGCCAAGAUCCAGAGAAGCUCCAGUGGCUUCUAGAUCAAAGUUUUAAGGGAGAGAUAAUAAAAACUCAGGAAUUUCCACAUAUUCUCAUACUCAUUGGCAGAAACCCAGUGGGGUAUCCAUUGGCCUGGAAGUUUCUGAGGGAAAACUGGAAUAAACUUGUACAAAAGUUUGAACUUGGCUCAGCAACUAUAGCUCACAUGGUUAUGGGAACAACAGACCAGUUUUCCACCAGAGCACGUCUUGAAGAGGUAAAAGAAUUCUUUAGCUCCUUGAAAGAGAAUGGUUCUCAGCUCCGUUGUGUUCAACAAGCCAUUGAGGCCAUUGAGGAAAACAUACGAUGGAUGGAUAAGAAUUUUGAAAAAAUCAGGCUAUGGCUGCAAAAGGAGAAGUUGGAAAUGUGACAGUUUGUUUCUUGUCAAGUUCCUGUGAUUUAUAAUCAGCAAAAUUUUGUUCAAUUUGAGUAUUUUCAAGCUAAAGAUGGUUGUUUUGGUUCCCACUGAAGAUAUUUUCUUAUUUCAUUUGACUUGAUCAUGACUGAGAAAAGUUUGUCUUCAACGUCUGUUGCUGCCAUGAGUCUGACUAAGAUGUGGCCCUGCUGUGUAAACCCAAGUGCCCAGUUCCUUGCCACAGAAAAGCCAGGGGGCUUCUUCCAUUUCAUACUUUAUGCUUCCACCCCACAGCUCGCAAAGCCCCGUGCCUUCUGUGUCAGUCAUUCGUCAAGGUCUCUGCAAGACUGUGGGUAGUGAGGCACUUGUGUAGCAAGUACUUGGAUCAUCAGCCUCACUGGAAAAUGGCAGUGUGCCAGCCCUCCUAUUGCUCUCCCUAAAUCUACUGUCCACCCUGUCUUCCUGGCUGCUUCCUGGUGUUGCCAUGCAGGGUCCAGUUAACCAGGCAUCUUUGCCCUCUGGGUUUUUACUGAUAGACAACUCUAGGAGUUUGGAGUUGGAAUCCAGGAGGUAGAAGUUUUACUUCUGAGAUAGCUUUCUUUCCCACACAGUCCUUUUCUAUUUCUUGUCUGUGGUAAUUGCCUCCUCCUUGUGCAUUCAGGGCAAGGGAAAGAGCAGGAACCUGGUGAUACCUGUCAUGGUAGGACUGGUUAUUUUUACACACCCUACUUGAAUUUCUGUAAAAAUGUGCAUUUAGAAGCUUCCUUAGGUAAGUCAAAUAUGAGAGCCACAUACUUCCUUUUGAACCUCACUUCUGGAAAAAAAAACCAAAACAAAACAGUGCACUCAGGUCUGUAUUGAAAAUACCCUUCAUGCUGCAGGAGCGCCUUCCAAUAGCCGCUGAAAUACCAGCCCACUGGGGCACGGUCUAUUUCUCUUUAAAAAUGAGCGGCAGUCCUCUGCUCGCUCUCUUGGUUCCGGCCAGCGAUUAGACUCCUUUCCUGGCUGUCGGUAUUCUCAGAAUGGACGCUGGGCGGGCAUUGAUUCCAGUCGCGACUCGGAAACAGCACCAUCUGCUGGCUAACAGGUAAAAUGGCAGGUUUCUUUUUUAAUGGAACUCUUGCUGCCACUUUGGUAGAAAUCACAAGUGGCCUAUAUGCCUAUGGAGGUACCUCAAUUUACUUGUUAUUAGGUUUUAGUUUCCUUCUGAAUGUUAUAUCAGUAUGGAAGUAUGUGGCAUUAAUUGAUAGGAUUAAUACCAUGAUAGGCAAAUUUGACUCCUUAUCUAAAGGUACUAGGAACUUACCUGAAAGGGUCAAGCUGUUGAAUUUGACUUUCAGAAGUUAUCACAGAGUUUUGAUAAGGUAACAGACAGAAUACCUUCAUUUUAAGAUAUACUGGAAAGACUAAUCCUUAAGAAGGGAAUAGUGUUUUAAAUUCCUGAAGAACUCACAUUGGCACUUACUGCGAAUACAUCUCUGAGGACUCAUUAUGGAAGGAUAAUAAGAAUAGCAUGCUUAUAUUAGUAUAAGGAAAGAAUUCUUUAAGUCUUAUAUAAGAAUUUUUUGAUGUAUAGCAUAAAUUACAGGAUAAAUGAAUAUAACCAAUAGGAAUGAUGUCAAAAUAUAAUGCUGUAAUAUAUGAUGGAAAAGAGAGAGUUUAGGGGUGGGGGGGCUCAAUUAUAUUUUCAUUGCUCUAACAAAAUGUCUGAGGUAAUCAGCUUAAAUGAGAAAAGAUUUUGUCUCAGUGCUUUUAGCUUAAGGCUUGCUGGCUCUGUUGUUACUGGCCCAUGGCGAGAUACUGUGGCUACCAUAACAGUUAUCAGGGAAGAAUGGUUACCCACUAGUGGCCAGAAAAUAAAAGGACCAGAGAGGUGUCUGGGGACACCGUGUACUGUAUCACAACAUACUGUCAAAGCCAUACUCCCACAGAGUAGACCUAUUUCCUCCAACUAACACCUACCUCCUAAUAGCCCAUUCAAGUAUGAAGUCAUAAAUAAAUUGGUGACUGCAAAUGGAUUAACCUACUAAGGAGCUGAGCCCUCCUGAUCCAGUCCCUCUUUUACUAUUGCCAACUGGGAACCAAGACUUCAACAUGUGAGUCUCCUGGAGGGACACUUCAUAUCCAAACCACAACAAAUGUGUUCACAAUCCUAUUUUUUAUGUUGACUGCCUAUGAAGGCUUGAGAAUAAAAUAAAAAUAAUCCACUAUUAAUUUUUCCACAGAGUACAUUGAAAAAAGAACAUACAGCCAAGAGUUUCCUGUAAAAUAUUUUCCUUUAAUUGCAUUUUAUAUCUUGAUUAAAGAAACACAAAUACUGAUUUGGUCACUUUCACUUUUGGAAAAUCCCAUUUCCUAAACAGAUAAAAUGUUACAUGUGCAACAACUGUUUGGUAAUAAAAUCCACCUGUUCUUUACUUCAAAGAAAAUA
Molecule: messenger RNA, 5619 nt
Organism: Microtus ochrogaster (prairie vole)
Lineage: Eukaryota; Metazoa; Chordata; Mammalia; Rodentia; Cricetidae
Gene: Erap1
Product: endoplasmic reticulum aminopeptidase 1
Biological process (GO): proteolysis; peptide catabolic process
Cellular component (GO): membrane; cytoplasm
Molecular function (GO): zinc ion binding; metalloaminopeptidase activity; peptide binding
Source: RefSeq, a predicted model, not a curated record